Molecule: messenger RNA, 813 nt
Organism: Angiostrongylus costaricensis
Lineage: Eukaryota; Metazoa; Nematoda; Chromadorea; Rhabditida; Metastrongylidae
Source: the annotation of a GenBank genome assembly
AUGUUUUUUCUCGGAUUUCUGGAUAUGUUUUCUGUGUUUGUGAACUCAAUUAUGACUGGAUAUUUGGCCAUAAGAGGAGCGGUGUUUUGUACUAAUCCACUUCUUCUACUGUCAUUAGGAGCGUUUGGAUGUGGUUGUUGGUGCGCUUGCUGCAUGACAUGCAUACUUCUAGCUCUCAGCAGAUGUGCCGAUUUUUCAGAAAAUCGUUUUUUGAAGAUGAUUUUUGAGGGAUAUCGUGUAUAUUUUCUGAUGUUUAUCACAGUUCUCUACCUAUUGUUCAUCAUGUUUCUUACUACACCUGCGUCAUUCAACUCGAACUAUGUGUCCUGGUUUUUUAAUCCUAUGAUUGGGCACGAGCCAGUUAACUACAUCAACGUCUACCAUGCCAUUAAUAAUGUCAUUGUCUCGAUAACAACCACACUUUUAUAUGCUUACCUAUGUGUAAAAUUACAUCUGAAGUCGAGGGCCGCAACUAGUAAACUUGGUAGAUUCCAGAAGCAGGUCUUCAUUCAAUCUUUUCUUAUAUGUCUUACUAAUGUAGUGGCUGCAUAUAUUUAUGUUUACAUGCAGUACUUCGCUCCAUCUAAAUUUUUGGUUAUUGUUGGACAAACUGCUUGGCAACUUAGCGCAGGUUUGGUUUGCAUCAUCUAUCUCAUUGUGAACCACUCCAUCCGUCGUGGUGUGAUCGAGUUAGUGGUGCCAGCGAGGUGGGAGAGGCAGCUGAAGAAAGCUCUCGUCCCAAGUAGUCGCACUCCAAGUGGUUUUGCUGUUGAUCCUUUGUCGGCUACGCUGACCACACAACCUCUCACUUGA